AUGGACACAAUAGGCGACUUUCAGUACAUGAGUCCUACCGAUUACUCAAAAGGCCAGGUACCGUGGAGCCUGCAACCGGAAGAAUUUUCGGCGAUCAUAGACACCGAGCAAGAACGUUUGAGAGAAUGCAGACGUACUUGGCUCCAGCUGGUCGACACUCGCAUUGCUUCAUACGACUUGAAUGGGAUUAAGCAGUCCACACAAUCGUCUCCGCUGGCUAAGAUUCUCUCUACCCCUAGUAACAGCUCGGCCAGCAACCGCGUCUUCCAAACCACAGAACUCCUAGAAAGGAUACUCCGCCAGGCCGAUAGCUCAGCCCACCUUACUGCUCUGGGUGUCUUCCAUACGUGGAGAGACGUAGCUUUGUAUAUCAUGAAGCCAUCCGGCGCAAAAUAUGAUUUCGCCCGUCCCUACCCAUGUCCUCCAGUCAAAUUUGGCGAUCGAGUCCCGCGACAUCUCAACUGGCUUCCCGCCACAGCCGAAGAACUCGAAUGGGUCGUUUCCGACGUCUUACUCGAUGUUAUAUGGGGUGCAAAACGAGGAAACGUAUUUCGAAGCGUGGCACGCUUCGAGUACCCCAAUGAACCUAACAUCAUCGAAACUGCCACCCUGGUCGAAUCACUAUGGCUCCAAACUCGACUUCCCACGCGAUCUUUGCAGUAAAGUUAGCGUACUGCAUCCAGUUAGAUUUUAACGACAUCCGGCCCUCCUUUUGGUAUCGCAUGGACCACGUGCAUUUGCCGAAGUGGGUCGAUAUUACGCAGUUCAAACUC
Messenger RNA from Paraphaeosphaeria sporulosa, 773 nucleotides. RefSeq lists its product as uncharacterized. Bases 1 to 663 code for a protein of 220 amino acids. The record is from RefSeq and is a predicted model, not a curated record. The transcript has a single exon. NCBI's taxonomy places the organism in Eukaryota, Fungi, Ascomycota, Dothideomycetes, Pleosporales, Didymosphaeriaceae.